AUGGGGUUACGCCGUAACAAUCUCUUCGCAAUUGGGACAAUUCUUGCCCCAGAGAAUAAGCUUGAAUUCUUCUCAGGAACAGACUGGGCAGAUAACAAUUAUAAAUGGCGGGAAAAAUAUGAGAACUCUUUACGGCGAUACCUUCUCAACUACCAACAGCAGCUAGCCUCUCCACCUUUACCAGUGACUGCCGUUAGCCAGACGACUAGUCAGUUUAGGGGAUCAUUCAGUGACUCUCAGCCUCAGCAAGCUAAGAAGCUAAGCACUAAUAAUGAGCUUACAACCUACCUUAAUCUUGGACAACAGACUGAACAAGAUCCCUAUACGUACUGGCGAGACCAGCAGCGUCAAUUCCCAACUCUUGCGCGGCUAGCACGAGAUGUCUUCUCUAUUCCAGCAACUGGAGCCGGUGUAGAACGUCUUUUUAACUCUGCCCGAGAUAUAUGCCACUACCGGCAUGGGUCUCUUUCACCAUCGACAAUUCAAGCCUUAAUGCUAUUUCGGUGUACGUCAAAUUUCGAAGUUGAGCAAGAUGAGCUUGAUUCAUAUGAGCAAGUCUAUACUCGUGAAGAACUUGAUGAGAUCGAAGAGAGGCGUGAAGCUGCCUUUCUUAAGCUUGAUGGGAUUAAUCCAAUUAGUGACGACGAAGAGGAAGACUUACCUAGUCAGUCACAACGUCCUAUCCAGCGAUCAAAGCAACGACCAAGCCAGCGAUCAAAGCAGCGAUCAAGCCAACAACCUCUUAGAAAGAGACGGAAACGUAGCCGAUCACUUUACUCCAUUCCAGACGAUGAAAAUGACGAAGAGAAUCCUACGAUCUCUCUACCAGGUCUUCCAGAUCCAGAUCCAGGUCUAGAUCCAGAUCUAGAUCCAUAUCUACAUCAACCUCCAGCUUCAUCUUCUUCUCCAUCUCUAGAACCUCUAGAGCCUUCACAACCCGGACCUUCACAAGGUAGUGAGCUAGAGCUAGAUCUUCCACCGCAAAAAGGAGAGGCAACCCAGUCCCGGAUGUCAACGAGAUUCCAAGGUGAAAAGCGCCCAAGACGAGAGGAUUCUAUGUUCGUCAGUAACUAUUGA
This is a messenger RNA of Penicillium longicatenatum, 1077 nucleotides long. RefSeq lists its product as uncharacterized. The transcript is spliced from 3 exons. The coding region runs from base 1 to 1077 and encodes 358 amino acids. The record is from RefSeq and is a predicted model, not a curated record. Gene Ontology annotation, molecular function: protein dimerization activity. NCBI's taxonomy places the organism in Eukaryota, Fungi, Ascomycota, Eurotiomycetes, Eurotiales, Aspergillaceae.